This is a messenger RNA of Pyrus x bretschneideri (Chinese white pear), 3896 nucleotides long. RefSeq names its product pre-mRNA-splicing factor CWC22 homolog. The coding region runs from base 2463 to 3659 and encodes 398 amino acids. Lineage: Eukaryota; Viridiplantae; Streptophyta; Magnoliopsida; Rosales; Rosaceae. The transcript has 7 exons. The record is from RefSeq and is a predicted model, not a curated record.
AUUACCCCGUAACAGCACCGCCAUUUUUGGGCUUCGUGAUAUGUAUAAGCUCUCUAUACUGUGUUCCUUCCAUCUCCCUUGUGUUUUCUCUCGAUCACACCAUGAAAACCACUCACACAAUCCUACUCGCCAUCUUCUCCUUCCUUCUUCUGCACACUGUCACAUCUUCUUCCCCGCUGCAAACCCACCAGGAGCGGCUGCAGCUGCAAGUUCAUCCCAGACACAGAAACCAACCCAGAAGGUUACUGCUUGCUUCUGCAGUUGCUUCCUUCUCUGCAAAUCCAAAGAAUCCCAGCAGCAGCAAAGCAAUGGAAGAUCCCAAGAAAUCUGUGGAGGCUAGCUUAAGGAAGUCUCCACCCAGCAAAUCGAAUCCGACCCAGAAUCGAUAAACUGGUCGAUAUUCGUGCAGGGAUCCCAAAAUAGAAAGAGAAUGAAAUUCCACAAUUUUUGCAGAUUUUUCUAAUUUUUUAACUGUUAAAUAGGUAGAAAGUGUAUUGUUGUUUCUACAAUGCUUUUGUAUGUUCUUUCCUAUUCGUUUAUUGUUGUUAUUUUGUAGUAAUUUUUUGGGUUUUUAGAGUUAGAUUUAGGAGGAGAUGGGAAGAAACUGUAUAUACAGAAGAAUCCUGUAAGGAGUUGUUAGAAAGAUUAUUGAUUUGUUCGAAUUUUUGCAAUUGGCAAAAUGGAAGUUUUCGCAUUUCAAUCCUUUUGCUACUGUUUUAUAUAACCCAUGUAUGCAAUUGAUCUAACUUUAUAUUCACUUCUUGCUGUUGCGAGUUCUCAAAAUGUAUCUAUUUGCCAUUUUCUGUGUCUGAGGGCAAAUAUGAGUUCUUUGUGUCUUUAGAGACGCAUAGUGCAGUGAGUUUGUUAUUAUCUUCCUUGAAAUCAUGGUUAUCUCCAAGAAAAGAAAUUCUGUAUGUUCACGUUUAUUGAUUGGAUCGGUUACUAGCACAAGUGCCUCCUGCUGAAUUUCUGUUUUGGAGCUUUAGAGUAAAGGUUCAGAUAUAGGACUUGCAUUUUGUGAAAUGAUAAGGUACAUGGAAAACUGCUACACAAUGGUUGCCAUUGCUGUCUUAUUUUUGUUGCAUUCGUCGAUGUUUUACAAAAUUCAUACUGGUAUGGUAAUGGAUCCUUUAAACCACUGGUAGAGUCAGAUUGAAUGAACAACAGUGGUUAGCAUUUGUAACUCAAUGAUUGUCCCGUUGCUUUCCUUAUAUUUUAUGCAGAGUUGAAGGUCGAAUUUGGAGUUUCGAGUUAUUGUGCAACUGACUUACAAACAUGGUAAGUAUUUUAACUAGUUUUUUAACCUAGGAAAUCUUUAAUGUUCUGCAAGUUCUGUCCUUGAGCACCCGUGUUUCAUUUGGUCUGGAAAUGUCUCGAUAGGCCAUUAGCUCUAUGAAUUCACAUGGUAUUUCUUUUAGCAGCCUGCUAUUGUAGUUCAACUAUUCAGGUACUGUUGCUGGUAAGUCCAAGACAUGUUCUUUUCAAAAGCAUUGUAGAAUUUUCAGAAUUAAAUCUCUUUCUUUAAUUAAUUAUUAACUCAGUUUUUCAAAGAAAUAAAUUAUUGUAUGGUUACAGAUUUAGUGAAUACAUUUGUCACAGAUUACAUAAUUUUAAGCACAUAUUAUUGGUUGUAUCUCAAAAUUUUGAUGUCAAACAAAAAUCUUCCUUUCUAAUAUGAGGCAGGGAAGUGUGGUUUUAAUUUAGUUUUAACAAAUAAUGAUAUUUUUCAUGUUCUUACCUUUUCCGUUAAUCCGCUUGUUCAUUUGUAGUAUACUUUGUUUAUUGCUGAGUUAUCGCUGUCACCAAUUUUAAGAUUAAUGCUGUACUUGUUAGUGUGUUAAUUAUUUACGAAAUUUGAAAAUGUUACACCAGGUCCCAAACUCUUUAACAAUGAAAGGGGUUCUCUGUGUAAUACAAUGAUAAUAUGAGAAACACCGUCUAAUCUGGUCACCUCAUGUACACGGCGUCUAUAUGAAGCAUUCAACAAGCUGGAAAUAAAGAUAGUUCUACACGUGUAGUAAAUGCGUUUGAGUGAUGUACACGUAGUGAAUGAACAAGAAAAUCCGCCAGUUACAUUGAUUUUCACCAACUCUUCCUGAGGAUUAUAUACCCUUAAGAAACAAAUUUCCUUGUAGUAUUCGCCCUGUAGGAUUCCUCUGCAAACUUCAGUCUUAGCUCCUUUUCCUUCUCCUUAGAAAUUUCCUACAUAAAGAUGAGAAUUCGAAAUAGCCGGUCAAAUUUUUCUCAGAUGACUCCACCUGAGACCACACCCAGGGCUGCUCAUCUUCGUUCACCAGAAGGUUCAGAUGAUCGCUUUUUAGUUGAAGAAGAGAAUCGGCGCAUUGGAUGGUCCUGCCAUACAAAAAAACAAUUUCCUGCUCAAGUUUCAAGUGAAGAUCAAUUGCAUGAUGAAUUGGAAGCAGCAAGCAGUACAGAAAUUAGGCCUUUGAACCUGUGUUGAUAUGGGGAAAGAUGCGAAACAUUGCAUGCAAAUGGAUACAAAUCCGGCCUCAGAGGGGCAGAGCGAAGGAGAAGCAGAUAAAGGGAAACAAUUUACUGCAUGUGCUGGUUCUCAGGGGGGUGGAGAAAACGUAACUUCUCCAGUUACAGUUGGGAUCGCUCGUCCUUGUUCUUUUUCUCAUCUAGGUCAGAAACUUCCGUUUAAGAAAAGAAGACCUUAUAGUCACACAGAGACUGAAGUAGAGAUGGAAAGAGAGAAAGUAGAAGAUGUCUAUCUAGAAGUAAAAGUGGAAGAUGCGGUAAUGGAAGCAAAAGAAAAAUGCAUGCCAGUAGAAAUUGAAAAAGAAAAUCAUUUUGCAGAAGUUAAAGAAGAUAAGCCAGUUAAAGCGGAAGCUGAAGAUGCAGUAGCUGAUAAGAAAGAGGAAUCACUGGAGGAAGGCGAGAUACGAGAAGAAAAUGCGGAGACAGAAAAAACAAGUGAGCUUGAACAGGUCAAUGAAGGGUUGUAUGUACCUCUUCUGACCAUUGAUGAGAACCAGCAGGACAGCAAAAACGAAGAACUUAAUCUAGAAGAGACAGCAAGUGAACCAAAUGAGAAGCCAAGAAGGGGAAGGAAAACGCCCAGAUCUAGUGCUAGCACUAGCAGCGAUGAGCCUCAUCAGGGAAGGCAGAAGCUAAAGAGAGGAAGUCCAAAGAGGAUGCAAGAUCCAGCUGAGACAAAUCAAGGGUGUGUAGAGAAGCGGAAGCCAUUAAGAGGUCGCCCCAACAGGGGUAAAGAGGAGUCUUCUCUUUCAAACAAUAGGUACCCAAGAAGAGGUCGCUCCCAGAGGGACACAGAGGAGUCCUUUCCUUCAAACAAUAGGAAGCCAAGAAGGGGUCGCCCCAAGAGGAGCACGGAGGAAUCACCUCAUUCAAACAAUAGGUAUCCAAGAAGAGGUCGCUCCAAGAGGGACACAGAGGAGUCCUUUCCUUCAAACAGUAGGAAGCCAAGAAGGGGUCGCCCCAAGAGGAGUGCAGAGGAAUCACCUCAUUCAAACAGCGGGUACUCUCUGGAUACAGAGGAGUCAUCUCCUUCAAACAAUAGGAAGCCAAGAAGGGGUCGCUCCAAGAGGAGCACAGGGAAAUCACCUCAUUCAAACAAUAGGAGUGCUGAAAUGCCAAAGCCUAAGAGGGGAAGGCCAAAGAGGGUGAAGGACUAACCAGCCAGCCAGUUAAUGUAAAAACGUAGUGACUCCUUUGAAAUGUCUUAUAUCAUUGUAAGACUUUGGUAGAGUAAUGUGUAAUAAAUAAGUCCGUAGUUUGCAAGUACAUUUAUUUGCCUUGGUCUUUUAGGAUUUAUGUUUGAUGAUCUAUAACAGAAAAGACCCAAGUGAAAGCUGAAAACUUUGUGUGGUGCCUAUUACCAAUGUGUCAAUGCAAUAUGCUAUUAUUAUUUA